CGCAGGGACCCCAAUUCUCCGGGAUUGCCUAUUUUUCAUAAUAUCAAACUUCAUUUUUGUUUAAUAAGGCCCGGCCGGAUCCGGCUGGAUUUUUCCGCGAUUUCCAGAUUAUUUCCAGCCCGUAUUAAUCCGAGAAAUCUUGUCUGAUCCUAUCUUUUGUCUUCUCUACUUUUUUCAGUUAAAAUUUAAUUAAAAAUGUCUUCUAAUUAUCAUCGAAAGCCUUAUUUUCGUUCAAAUGCUGGAACUUCAUCCCAAAAGAAUGCAAUUACUCCAGGACUUUGUGGCCUUUUCUUUACUGCAGAAAAUGAACAGAGGGCGGUUCCGGAAGCUAAAAAUUUGAUUGACCGCUUUUUGGAGGAAGAAAGUUUGAAUUUGAGGACAGAAAAGACUGUACCUUCAGACACAACAGAAAAGUCUGAAGACAUUUCCGAUUCAUUAAAAUCAGCCUGUCAUCAAUAUAAACGUGGACAUAAAUCAGCUCUUCGACAAUUAGAAACAAAAGCACGCAACACACUUUUCUUCAUUUCUCCUCAAAUUACGCCAGAAAAUGUUUAUUCACUUGCUGAAAAGAUGGUUAAAUUAUGUUUGGAAGAUGAGGCUCAAACUCGUUUUUUGGCUAAGGUAAUUCCAAUAGAAGAGACUUGUUAUGCCAGUAUGCCACAAAUUUUGUCAUCUCUUAGUGGAAUGCUUUCAAAACAUUUGGAAAAAUUUUCAAAAGAUUUUGAUUUUCCACCUUGUUAUGCAAUUGAUUUUAAAGCUAGAAAUACUCAAGCAAUUGAAAGACAACCAGUUUAUGAUGAAGUUGUUGCUUUAAUGAAUGAACAAUCGAAAGGAAGUAAAGUUAAUUUGACUAUGCCUGAUUUGUUAAUUGUUGUUCAUGCAAUUCGGACAGUUGCAUUUCUCUCAAUUAUUCGCAAUUAUGCCCAGAACAAAAAAUAUGUAUUGCGAAAGCCGCCACCAGCUGAAGAAAACAAAGAAAAGAAGGAAAAGGUUGAGGAUGAGAAAGAAGAGAAUGGUGAUAAUAAAGUUAGUGGGGAAAAUGAGGAUAAAUCUGAUGAAGGGGAAGAAAUUGCUAAAAAUGAAAAGGAGGAUGAGGGGGCUGGGGUGGAUUGACAAUCAAAAAAUUGAUAAAUUAAAUUAUUUUAAUUUAUUUUUUGA
Molecule: messenger RNA, 1158 nt
Organism: Meloidogyne enterolobii
Lineage: Eukaryota; Metazoa; Nematoda; Chromadorea; Rhabditida; Meloidogynidae
Source: the annotation of a GenBank genome assembly